UCGCACACACACACCCACCUCUACCGAGACCCGCACAUUCACAUUUCAUAGUUCUACUGUAAAAUAGAUAGAGGGAGUCUCAGAGCUCGCCAUUCAUAGACCAUCCACGGCGAAAUCACCAUAAUUAAAAAUAAUAAUCCUAAUAAAAUAUUAAACAUGGAGUCCGCUCCAGAUCCAGCCAGCGACCCGGGCAACAGCUCCUCGGAGCCGGCUACCCCGGUAAGGGACACCCCGGUAAACCUGGAGACUCUCCGAAAAGCUGACCAUCAAGCCCCUGUUCGGAGGCAGAGCUGCUCCAGUACCAACAGAGGUAUUUCAGUUACGAAGAAGACACACACUUCUCAAAUCGAAAUUAUUCCUUGCAAGAUCUGUGGAGAUAAAUCAUCAGGGAUCCAUUAUGGUGUGAUAACAUGUGAAGGCUGCAAGGGCUUCUUCAGGCGAAGUCAGCAGAGCAACGCCACGUACUCCUGUCCUCGUCAGAAAAACUGUCUGAUCGACCGGACCAGUCGCAAUCGCUGCCAGCACUGCCGGCUGCAGAAGUGCCUGGCUGUGGGCAUGUCACGGGAUGCGGUUAAGUUUGGCAGAAUGUCUAAGAAGCAGAGGGACAGCCUGUACGCCGAGGUGCAGAAGCACCGGAUGCAGCAGCAGCAGCGAGACCACCAGCAGCAGCCGGGUGAGGCGGAGCCUCUGACACCCACGUACGGCCUCUCCACCAACGGGCUGACGGAGCUGCACGACGACCUCAGCAGCUACAUCGACGGGCACACGCCGGACGGCGGCAAGGCCGACUCGGCCGUCAGCAGCUUCUACCUGGACAUCCAGCCCUCCCCCGACCAGUCCGGGCUGGACAUCAACGGCAUCAAGCCCGAGCCCAUCUGCGACUUCGCGCCCGGCUCGGGCUUCUUCCCGUACUGCUCCUUCACGAACGGGGAAACCUCCCCCACCGUCUCCAUGGCAGAGCUAGAACAUCUGGCACAAAAUAUCUCUAAGUCUCAUAUGGAAACGUGUCAGUACUUAAGAGAAGAACUCCAGCAGAUGACUUGGCAGGCCUACCUGCAGGAAGAAGUUGAGAACUAUCAAAACAAGCCCAGAGAGGUCAUGUGGCAGCUUUGUGCAAUCAAAAUAACAGAGGCUAUUCAGUAUGUGGUUGAGUUUGCCAAACGCAUCGAUGGCUUCAUGGAGCUGUGCCAGAAUGAUCAGAUAGUGCUUCUUAAAGCAGGUUCUUUGGAAGUUGUGUUUGUCAGAAUGUGCCGUGCCUUUGACUCACAAAACAACACAGUCUAUUUUGAUGGAAAGUACGCUGGCCCGGAGGUCUUUAAAUCAUUAGGCUGUGAUGACUUGAUCAGCUCCGUCUUUGAGUUUGGAAAGAAUUUGUGUUCUAUGCACCUGUCUGAGGAUGAGAUUGCAUUGUUCUCCGCGUUUGUGUUGAUGUCUGCAGAUCGGUCAUGGCUUCAAGAAAAGGUGAAAGUGGAAAAGCUCCAACAGAAAAUCCAGCUGGCUCUUCAGCAUGUUCUGCAAAAGAACCACAGAGAAGAUGGGAUAUUAACAAAGUUGAUAUGCAAAGUAUCUACACUGCGAGCAUUGUGUAGCAGGCAUACAGAGAAGCUGACAGCUUUCAAAGCAAUAUACCCGGACAUUGUGCGUGCCCAUUUCCCACCCUUAUAUAAGGAGCUCUUUGGUUCGGACUUCGAGCAGUCGAUGCCUGUCGAUGGGUAACGGCCACCCAUUUGUGUGAAAGCUGUCCGCAAUGUUGGAGGAACCAGAGCUGAAUGAAUCUGAGACACUUUACGGUGCCCUGCGCAAAUCAGGAGAGCCGACACGCUGCACAAUUUGUGGGAUUUCGUUCUUCUGUUUUUUAUUUCUCUCUGUGGAUGGGGCAGGGAACUGAAGUGCAGGGGAAAUCGGAGAGGAGAUAAAAACAAAAGCUUACCGAACCUUACUCAACACUGAACUUGUCCUUAUGCAUAUCGUUUCCAUGUAGUCCUUUUUCGCCUCCUCGUCUUAACUGCGGAAAUUGUGAACAUUGAACUGAUGUGGAUUUGGCUUACCUUGUUUUGAUCCCAGAAAAAGCAACAACAAAUAUCUCGACUAUUCUAAAGGAUAGGCACUGGUUUAACCUUUCCAAUUCACGGAAAUGAUUUCAAUCAUAGUAGCAGGCAGACGUGAAAUGCUCUGAAGCUGUUGUCUACACAGCUUUACAUUAAUGUGGCAGCACUUAAAGUCAUGUUCAAUUGCCUCCAUUCUUUUAAGUCUCUCCCUAGAGUUUCAAGUUUUUCUUUUGGCCAAGGAAUUUCAAAUAAUUACACUAUGGUCACUUGCUGUUCCUUUUCUUUCUUAAUGGAGGACUGUAUUUCAAGAUUCAAGCCAAACGUUCUAAAUGACAGAUUCACUUCUAUCACUAAAACAGGGUUUAUUUGGCCAAAUCGGGUAUUUGUUCUUAUUUUAUAGGGAAUUGUGUUGUUUAAAUUGUGUAUUAUCCCAGGAUCUAUACAUUUUCUGGACUUCAAAUAUUUUUUUUCUGCAUAGGAUUCUUUGGCUCUUUUAUGAUAUGUCAAAUAAAGACGUAAUCAAGAUAUGGAAACUAUAUGCAUUUCUUGGUCAGGUUCAAAACCGUUGGUUUUUUUUUCUGUAUAUGCAGUGCUCAGAUGCAAACUCAAAAAGACUCGGAGAGCUGAAAGAGCACUGUGGUGUGGAGUCUGCCUGUUGGCGAACACGAUAUAAACUGCACCUUUCGAUGGACAAUCGUCUAAAUGAAAUGUAGAAUUCUGGUAAUUCUAGUUUAAACAUAAUGAAUUUAGCUGUCAAAGACUCCAUCCUCCAUGGUUGCAUAGUGAAAUCAUGUAAGGCCAUCUGCUAUUAAUCCUUCACUGGGGAGGUGUCCUGGUAAAACUGAGGGUACCAACAAAGAAAAAAAGGGUCCAUUACACCAGUUUUAUAAUGUGCUACAGGGUAUUCAGUCAUUAGAACUUACUAUACAGAAAAAGUAAUGUUUAUAGAUUCUAUUUUAAAUAACAUGUAUGAUAUUAGUAGUUAGAAUAUUCUUUAUUGUUGAAUUGAUAAGGCACUUUCAUUUGCACCUUCAUUUUAUUUAAGACUCGUGUAUUACCUAGUGAUGUGUUGCAUGUGCACAAGAAAUACAAAUUUAACCACAGAGUUGUGGAGGGUAGUCCAGAGAGAUGUUGAUGCUGCUGAUUCAUUGAGUUUUGCAGUGUCAGUGUUGAGAGGGCUGCAUACUGUUGAGGUUAUGAGAAGCAGAAACGUCAAUAUUUUUUCAUCCAUCACCUUUGUUCAUGAAAGAGGGCUGUUGACAUUUUCUUCAAACACUGCCAAAAAACAUACAUGUCCGAUUAAAUGCGCUAAGGAGAGAACAAAAGAGUGGCUUCAGUUUAUAUUUUAUAAAAACAUAAUUUAUGAAAUUAUUGGAAAUAGCUCCCCAUAUGCUAACCUUUAAGAGAAUAAGGGUCAAACUUAAUAUUCUGCAUUCCUUGGCAUCCUUUGGAUUUCAGUUAGACCCCUACCUAUGUACUCUGGUGGUAACAAAAUAACAGUAGUAUUCAUUUUAAUGUGCAUUGCCAUUUUUCUUUUCUAAAUAAGGUUUGAUUUGUAACAAAAACCUUAUUCUGGUAUUUUUAACUGUUAAGUUUGAACAUUUUUAUGUGUCCAUCUAAGGUAGUAAGUCUGAAGCAUUGAUUGUCCAACCCAUCAAUAAAGUGAACUUAUAGGUAUCCCCCUUAAGUCUGUUCAGGAAAAAUGUCUGAUACAGAAGCAUGUUGUGCAGAUAUUACACUGCUGAUAUCAUGGUACCUUUUUAAAGUCCCCAAUAAGAAAUCACUUCAGCUUUUGAGACUAAAGUUCUGCUCUGGAGACAUUCUUAUAUACUAGAUAUUUUAUCAUUGUGGCCUGACUUUUGUUGUCAGCUUGUCGGAACAGUCCCCAAAUCUUGCGUUUUUAUCACCAAUGGGCUCCAUCCGAGUUGCACUUUUGCCACAACCUCUCAGUCUGACAUGGUAACUGCAAAAUAGCUUCUGGCAACAUCUGGCCUGCCGCUUGAAGUCUGCUGGUAGUGGUCACAAAGUCAUCUUGUUUAGCCACCUUUAAUUUAAUAAACAUUGUACUGUAAAAUUACAAAUCAAUUUUGACAUUCAGUCUGCAAGUCCAGUAUGACAGAGAACACACAUAGUAAUCAAACAAGACAUUAACCAUGUAAUCAUCACUCCUGGGAUCAGCCAUUACAGAAAAAAAGCAGUAGAAACUAAAGGAGUCAAAAAGACAAUUGCAUAAUUUACCAUAAAAAGCGAAGACCAUUAACACUCUGUGUGUCAAGCUUUUUGGUGAGCUGUCAGACAAAGGGUUAACAAUUAUUUUACAUCCUGACUGUGAGAGAAAGAAGCAAGCAACUGAGCUUCCCACAAUGUGAGUGGUCUAGCACAGAAACAUGCCAGCUUGGAUUUAUUUCAGCAGAUGGAACUGUGCGUUAGUUCUGUAUUUUUUAAAAUCCAAUUGUGCCACCUAAUGGCAAAAUAAAAAGACUGCAGCCUUAAUGUGUUAUCAAAGGCAAUAGGAAACAAGUGUCAAGAUAAGAGCUAAUACUAUUACUGUUACACAUGUGAACAUUUUUAUUUGUGAACAUCAGCAGUCCUAGUUCUGGUUGAAAGCUUGGCUGUUCUUUUGUGAUCAAAGUUUGUGAUUUUUUUUUACAAUCUCACUCUCCACUCCUUGUGCGCGUGCAUGUCUGAGUUUCUGAGCGUGACUGCUUCUCAAGAGUUAGGUGUUAGCCAUUGACAAGUAUUUGUCAGUCAACAGUAAAACACUGUUUUGCUGUUGAAAGAGAAAGAGAUACAAUAUUCAAAGCCUUGUCUGGAAGAAAAAGUUUCUAUUUUUGUAACCCUUAAAACACAGGAAGAGGCAACAGAUGGCACUUAACAAUAUUCCUGCAAUAAAUAGAAGUAGUCUGUGAAAAAACAGAUUUUGUAAUGCAAGACAAUGAUAGAAAGUAAUGUUAUCUUAAUAUAUAUAUAUUUUGUUUUUUUUAGUUAGUAUUUUUGUCUUUUUCCUUGCCGGAGUCUUGUCUAAAUAUCUUGUACCUUUUUCAUUUGUUCCUGAAUGUGCCAUAGCAGAUGCUUGUGUUAAGUGUUUGCCGUCAGUGAGUUGUGUUUGUGUUGUGACAUUCCAGGAAACAAGGAGCAGAGUUAGGGGUUUUGAGUAGGAAGCUUGUAUCACAGUUGCUUUUUUUGCACAUGACCUUCAUUCCUCAGUAGUGCAAUAUGUACAUAACAAACUCGUUAUGUACUGUUAUCCCUCAGGGAAGUUCAAAAAUCAGUUAUUUUUACAGUUUUUUUUUAAGAUGUUAUGUUGUUAUUGUCUUCUCUUAUUUGUUUUUGCUAAGGAAUGUCAGUUGAAUAGUUCAGUCUGGUUUCUUCAUACAGUGGCCAGGAAACAAUUUACAUGCUGAACCAUGUUUAUGUAUUAUUAGGGUUCUUUUCUUUGGGACUGGGAUGGCUCAGCCAGAACUCAUGCAUUCAGUAGCCUUCAGAACACAUGGACAUGUUAUAAAACAGGCUUUUGCACACCCUGACAGAGACUGGAUCUAGAAAGCUAUUCUUGAAGUGUGUUAUCUACCUGUCUUUCCUAGUAUUGUCUUCAAAGCUCUAAGAACAAAACAAGAUCACUGACAGAUGACAGGGGUAUGUUGAUUCCCCAGUAUUCCUUCUGCAUCAUUUUAUUUUUCCACAUCGUGCAUUUUUUCAGGGCUCUUAGACAGUCCUUCCCAGAAAUAUUAAUCCAUGUGGUCUGAAACCUUCCCAGCAUGCCCAGAAAAAAAUGGUUGAUAAUGUUCUUUCAGCAAUAUCUAAAAAACAUGCAAAACAUCUCAAUGAAAGACCAUAUUUAAAUAAAAAUGCAAAUUCUUUCAUAACUUAAGAUAACAAAUUUGGAUUUUUCCCUACAUGGCAUUUUCAUGUGCUUUCUAUGAGUAUUGGGGACUUGCAGCUCAUGUCUGGCAGUACUGUGAGCUUGUAAUAAUAGAACAAUUUUCAUGCAAUUUGUAUGAAGAAACAUUGAAAUCUUUCAUGUAUUUGAUGCUAUGGUGAAAAGGGUGCUAAGGCAACCAAAUACUUCACAUACCCCGUUUUGUUCUAGGCUGAAAGAGGAAAAAGUGGUUUGCUGUGGACAGUAUUUCCUUUAAUUGAGAUUACACUACCAUCAGUUAGUUUAUGGACACUGCUCUCUGAAGAAUCCAAAAGAUAAAAGGCACAUGCUAAAACUGUGAAUGACAAUCCAUACAAAUAUGAACAUUUUGCCCAUUGUUUUAGCUGGGAAUUGAAUUAUGAAAUUUAUGCUCAGGGAGAAUAACUUAAAUAAGUAUUAAAGCAGAAGACAGCCAAUUUGAUUCUAGUAGGUUACAGCUGUUUCUAGCUACAAAAUUGUAACAGUGGACUUGGCAAAAUGUAUUUUGCUGCAUUGUGUUGAUGUUGAAAUGAUAAGGAUUUCUUUAAGUAAAAUAUUCAGCCAUAUUCAGAAGGAUCUUCAUUAAAUUAUUUUUUUUAAUUCUCUGUUUAAUGCGGUAUACAAUUUGUGUAAUACUGCAUGAACAUUUAGCAGGUCUGUAAGGUUUAUUGCACCAUCUAGUAAUGCAGAUUUUGUUGAGCUGAAAUCUUUCCUCUUUUUUAGUUUAGAGCUUGGUAAAGUUUAGCUAUGACUUGAGAAAGCAAUGCUUUUAUAGAAAAAACAUUGACUUAUUUUCUUUAAACUGUUUAUGAUAAGUGCAGCUUGAAUUCAGUUCCAGUUUUCUGUGCUUGAUAUGGGUGUUGAAAUGUGCUUUAAAUGGUUUGCAUGUUGACAACCUAAGAAAAAAGAAAAACAUAAUGACACAAACAGAGAACAGGAGAGACUGACUAUAAUUAACUGCCACGUUUUUAUCACUUGAUACCUCUUAAGCUUAAACACAUCCAAAUUCUACACUUGUCACAGUGUUCUGAUAUUAAGAUGCAUUAUAAUGUAAUUACAUAUAGGCAGCAUGGAGGGUGUGUCAUUUAGUGCUGUUGUCUCACAGUUUUUGGGUCUGGUCUUGUGUUCAGUUUUGGGCUGGGAUGUGGAGUUUGCUUGUUUGCCCCAGGUUCCCAAGGGUUUUCAUUGGGGAUUCUGAUUUCCCCAACCUUCUGAAAGGUUGCUAAAGUCAACUCAGGAGUGCAGACCUUUUCCAUGUUAAUCUGGCCGGUCCAAGGUAUAUUGGCAUACAGGAUUGCAAGAUGAAAGCCCUUUCCAUCUUUCUUUAAAUUAUGAAUUACGGCAAAGCCUAAUUUUACGGAUUGGUAGCAUUAUUAGGUUGUGUUACCAGUUCCACUUAAAUGUUAGGGUAUGGUGCCAGUUUACCAGUGCAUUAGUGAUUCUCCACUAUGAAAAAAAGCCACUCUCUAAAAGUACUGUAUCUAAGAAACCUACAGACCCUUUUUUUCAGAAACAAAAUGCAGCUAAACCUCAGAACCUUUUUUUGGAUAUAGUAAAACGAAAGCAGCUCUUGUUUCUAUUUACAAUGUCAAAAUACCUUUUUGUUUAUUGUUUACUUUUUUAACAUCCUAAAAACCACGAUCUCCUUUUGUCGUCUUCUUUUUUCAGCGGGUGGAUGUGUGAGGGAGAAGAGUCCACUAUACUUAGUGCCAAAUGAAUUUUCCUCUAUGCUUUUCAUACUAAUUGAUCUUCUGCAUUAGCUGUGCAUUAUUAAUACGGGUUCUAGGGAGUCGUCCAAUCUGCAGUGGAACCUCUUUUAUACAAACUGUAGUGAGAUGAACACCCUUUCUGACGAUCUCAAUUAUCUGGUGCUAAACAAUGUCUCCUUCAGUACAUGAAUGUGACGCACAUUUCUGCUGUGCGAGUCUACGAUAGUGACAGUCAGAUCCCUACUAUCCCUGCACAUGGUUUGUAUGUUAUUAAGCCAGAACUGUACCUUUCAUACAAGUUGACUGCGUGUUAAUUGUUACAGAAAGAGUUUCUUAAAAGCAAUACCAACUGGAAAAGAAGCAGAGCAUGGAUUUCUCUUCUUUUUAAAAUAAGUCACAUAAUCAUGUUCAUCUCUUAAACUGGAGGUACUUGUGUAUAGCUGUGGAUUGUUGUAUGUAGUACUUGCCCACGAGCGGCCAGAUCUGGUACUAAAAUUAAGUUCUUGACUGGGAAUUCUUCAUAUUUUUCCCAGGAUAUUGAAAUUCAGUUAAUAUUACUUGCUUCACUUCACUUAAUUUAGCUUCACUUAAUAUUUAAUAUUUAUAAUACUUAAUAUUAUUAGCUUCAAAAACAUACUGCCAGAUUUGCAGCACAAUACAGUAAUGCAACAACUUCAGUUGCGUUAAAUACAUCAUGAGUAUUAUACAGCAAUACAGAGCAUACACUGAAAUACAUGGUCAACACUGUCACUGAACCAGAUUUGGGAUUUUGGGGACAUUUUACAUGGCUUAGGUUCACAACAAAUGUUAAAAUACAUUAUUUAACAGUUUGUUAUUAGUUCUAGCUUUAAAGAUCAUUCUUUUACAAGCAUAGUAGCUAUUUAUUUAUUAACAGCUGCUAGGACACUUGUAAUGCCAAAUUUGACAAUGAAAAGAACUUAAUGGAACUUGUAAUUUAGCACCAGAUGUGGUUAGCACUGUAACAUUUCUGAAUGGCGUUGUCUUUUGUUUUUGACUGGGGGAACAACGUAACUUGGCUGCUCCCUGUGUUUGUGCUUGCUGUUUGCCAGGUGACCUGUGACGGAAUGGUGCGUGUCUUUUCUAUGAGCUGGCCACUGGUUUCCCAGCUAUUAGCGUGCUUGUUUUGUGUGUGUAUUUAAAGACAUAGGACGAACCCCAGACAAGGCUUUAAGGAGUUUAGAAGUGCAGGGUCCGGUGGUGAGUUUGUAAAGUCUCUACCUGUUUUAGUACCUUUUUUUUUUUAUUUGUAUCAGUCCAUCUCAUGGCACCUUUUAACAAUACUCUCAUUUCCAAAGUUCAACAGGCAUAGUUAUGAAAAAUAAAAUAGAAAAAAAUACAGUAAAAAAACUUCUAGCCAUAACCGAAUGUCAAGCAAUAAUAUAAACGUUGAAUAUCUUUUGUGCAUAGGUUUUAGGCAUCUGCAUGUAAAUACAACCUUUUAUUUAUCACAUUUUUUCUUUUUGUUUUUAAUAUGUGUAAGCGACUAGUUCUGUUCCUUCGCUGAGAACUAAGAACUUCAGAUGGCCUGUAUACAUCUUUAUUUCUCUCUCUCUUUCUGCUUUUGAGUCACAAUAUUUAAUGUUAUUAUUGAUCACAUGUAUAGAGUUAACUUUAUAACUUCUGUCUGUAUAGGUAAGAAGUAAAUACUGCUAUAAACGUCUACUCAGUGCAAAUAUUUAUCUGUUGAUUAAAUACAAACAUGCUGUACAAUAUCUCUGUUUUAGUAUACUACUCUCUUUUAGACUUAGUUUGAUAGAGGUAGGGUGUGCUGAAAUUUAUUUUGUGUUAUUCUGAUGUGUGGUGCUAGGUAAGUUACUUUUGUGAACAAAACCUUGAUUCCUAGACUAGGCCACCCUAUUUGUCCUAUUAAUUUCACUGAGUAUUGAUGCAUUAUUAAUAUUAGUACUAUUAAUAAUAAAAAAUAAAUAAUGAUAAUAUUAUGAUGAUACCCAGCGAGUACCUGUAUCAGAGUGCUAGUCUUGGGAUAAGGCUUUUUUUUUCUCACUUUAAGAUUAUUAGCAAAGCAGGAUCGGUUUAACAAAAGCCAGAUUUGCAAUAUGUGUGUUUUGUGUGUUUCAGAUUUCAAAAAUGCCUUGAUUUGACUUUGACCGUAAAGCAGUAUUGUGUUUCUAUCAUCAGUGCAGUCCCUACUGUGAGACCCACUGGCAGAAGCUGAGGCACAUAAUCAUUGGGAGGGCUGGUGAACCUGCUUUAGUUAACACAAAAUGAGGCCAUAUUUGUAUUUGCGUGUCUGAAAACUGGACAUAAUUUGAGUCCUUUACCUCACAUGGGGGAAACUAGAAUUUAACAUAAACAAAUUGCCGUUUUUUGGGCCUCAUCACCCAAACCGAACACCUUUAAAAAAUGAGCUUUUUAUCAGAAAAGUCCAGCUUCAGCGGCACUUGGUUUCACACACAGGUUCUGUUUUAAAAAGGUUGCCUGCACACAGUCUAAAAGCUUUCUAAAGCAGACACCUCUCAGUCUAAUAAGUGUUAUUAUACGAGACUUUUCAAGACAAAUUGUUUUCAGUGCUAUAGAAACUUUUCUACAAUUUUGACAUUCUUUUUGUAGCCAUUAUCAGCCAGAAUAUGCUUGCAAUAAUAAAUAACCAUCUGUUCUCAGUGUUGCAGGAUGCACAAAUUAUAUUUAAUUGUUGUUAUUUUUUCUUAUUGGUUUCAUUAUCUUGAAUGACAGUGUGUUUGCACAACUUAAGAAAUUCUGUUCUGGAUUUUGAAAUAUUUUCGUAUUUUGUCUUUACUAUUGGCAAAAGAAAAUGUUUGCCACAUUUGUAUAACCGUCAAAUACAUUGACAAAACAGAAAAUUAUCUUUUAAUACAAUGUACUGUAUUAUGUGUCAAUAAUGAAACACAAUUUUUUCUGUACUAUUCUAAUGAAGACAAAAAUGAAUUCAAAACCGUCAGAUUUCCUUGGGGUAAAUUCUGGUUGACAUUAGCUAGUAAACAGAAGACUGUCAGCUUAAUUCACACAGCUGUGUGGAUGUCUUAAGGAAAGGACAAUCCUUGAUGGGGUUUUUUUUAGCUUAUACUCAAAAAGUAUCUACUAUGGUCUGGAUGAAGUGGAAACAUUUGAUCAAAUAGAGAAAACUAACUAAAGCAUCAUUUCUAGAAUCCAAAUGUGUUUGUAUAAAAGUUUUAGGUAAAAAUAUGCAUAUAAUAUAUUUGGACUUAUAGCUCCAUUUGCUCUUAAAUGUUAGACCAACUGAUGUUUUUUUUUCCUUACUGAAGCAGAAGAUGUCUUGAAAAGUAACAGCCAGGACUGCUGUUGUCACAGAUAGGUUUAACAGAUGUUUGCUACUGAUCUUAAAAUGGGGACAGAGGAUCAUAUAACUUUUUAUCCAGCUCUUUUAAAUUCUCUUUAGGAGUAGUCUCUUCACUAUAGUAGUUUUGCUCCUCCUUGUCUGAUUCCUAAAUAUAAAAAUAAGUAUUUUGAUUCAUUUUGUAAAUACAGCUGUAAAGAAAAUAAGAAAUUUAAUGUUGUCUUUUAAAUACUUUUCAUUCUAAUAUGAAUGUUGUUAUAUUGUACUUAGAAACUGUACCUUUAAUAUUACCUUUAUUAAAAGUGCAUUGGACACAUCGAUUUUAGAUGUGCUUUAUGUGCUGUUAUCCCAUAAUAAAGAUUACAGCUUGUAAUGGGACUCUCAUUGUCUACCUCCUUAUUGUAUGUCUGAGCUGGUUUAACUGCCUAUGAUUAGCCUGCCAUUAAAAAGUAAUGAAGUGUGCUAUU
Lepisosteus oculatus (spotted gar) is the source of this 11420-nucleotide messenger RNA. It is a transcript of the gene roraa, whose product is annotated as RAR-related orphan receptor A, paralog a. Lineage: Eukaryota; Metazoa; Chordata; Actinopteri; Semionotiformes; Lepisosteidae. Gene Ontology annotation, cellular component: nucleus. Gene Ontology annotation, biological process: regulation of transcription by RNA polymerase II. The record is from RefSeq and is a predicted model, not a curated record. Gene Ontology annotation, molecular function: RNA polymerase II cis-regulatory region sequence-specific DNA binding; zinc ion binding; nuclear receptor activity.